CAAAUGAAGAAGCGGAGCGGAGCAGAGCAGUUGAAGGACAUCAAAUGAAACACGGGAGCGUACAGCGAGUCCUUUUGAGUUUUGCGCGAAGCCUGUCUUCCGUGCCAGGAGACAGUACGUUUUAUUGAAAAUCAUGGAAGAAAAAUCUAAUUCGUUCUCCAGCAACAAAGAAGUGGAAAAGGCAGAUGGUAAUAAUGUAUUUCAGAGGCAAGACUCGAUACAGAAGAAGAAUAUGGGGAGCCAGAACAUGAAAGCAGGGGACCACGCGAACUCUGUGGGCUUCAAGGGUGACCAGGAGGAAGCCUUGGUCGGGUUCGACGAUGUAGACGGGUCCGGGAACCGACACGGCUUUAUACAGAGGCAAUUUGGAGCGAUGAUGCAGCCUGGCGUCAAUAAGUUCUCCCUGCGAAUGUUUGGCAGUCAGAAAGCCGUUGAGAAAGAGCAAGAAAGGGUCCAAACUGCGGGAUACUGGAUCAUUCACCCCUAUAGCGAUUUUAGGUUCUACUGGGACUUGGUAAUGCUCGUCAUGAUGAUGGGGAACCUGAUCAUCAUUCCUGUAGGAAUAACCUUCUUCUCAGAGCAGACCACCACCACCUGGCUAAUAUUCAACGUAGCAUCAGACACCAUCUUCCUCGUGGAUCUGGUCAUGAACUUUCGCACUGGAGUCGUCAACGAGGAGAGUUCCGAGAUCAUCCUGGACCCCAAGGUCAUCAAGAUGAACUACCUGAAGACCUGGUUUGUGGUCGACUUCCUCUCGUCCAUACCAGUGGAUUAUAUAUUUCUAAUAGUGGAAAAGGGGUUUGACUCAGAGGUGUACAAGACGGCGAGGGCGCUGAGGAUCGUGAGGUUUACUAAGAUUCUGUCUCUUCUGAGGCUGCUGAGACUUUCCCGACUCAUCAGAUACAUACAUCAGUGGGAAGAGGUCCCCUGUGGGAAGCUAUCCCACAACCCUGGUGUUGCAAGGGCCAUGCUCUACCAACUGAGCCACACGGGACCCCUCUUCCUGUUUUCCUCGCAGCUGUUUACUCCACAAUGACAGAACUAUCCUUCCCUUCACAAUGAAGAGUUGAAUACUCAUAACACGAUCAUUUUGUUACAGUAAGGUACAGCUGCUCUCAUGCCCCCACUGUACAACUUUCCCCUAUAACCAGAGUUCCCAGCAUAAUGCUGUAAUUUUAAAGCACUAUUUUCCUUACUGUAAAACAUAUUACAGCAUCUCCACUGUAAAUUUACAGGGAUUAUGUAAUGUUUUACAGUAAGGAAAAUAGUACUGUGAAAUACACUAUGUAUAAUCAAAGUUAUGUGGACACCCCUUCAAAUUAGUGGAUUUGGCUAUUUCAGCCCCACCCGUUGCUGACAGGUGUAUAAAAUCGAGCACACAGCCAUGCAAUCUCCAUAUGAAAACAUUGGCAGUAGAAUGGCCCGUA
This is a messenger RNA of Salmo salar (Atlantic salmon), 1427 nucleotides long. Its product is annotated as potassium/sodium hyperpolarization-activated cyclic nucleotide-gated channel 1-like. Gene Ontology annotation, molecular function: voltage-gated potassium channel activity. Lineage: Eukaryota; Metazoa; Chordata; Actinopteri; Salmoniformes; Salmonidae. Gene Ontology annotation, cellular component: membrane; dendrite; HCN channel complex. The record is from RefSeq and is a predicted model, not a curated record. Gene Ontology annotation, biological process: potassium ion transmembrane transport; sodium ion transmembrane transport; regulation of membrane depolarization.